This is a messenger RNA of Enterobius vermicularis (human pinworm), 1710 nucleotides long. The record is from the annotation of a GenBank genome assembly. Lineage: Eukaryota; Metazoa; Nematoda; Chromadorea; Rhabditida; Oxyuridae.
GUUCUAUCAGUAUCUUCGCUUUUUAGGCAUGGUAUUGAUGAAGAAGUUGCUGCCAUUCAUUAUCAACAAGAAAUGGUAAAAGUAAUAUACAAAGUGCAGUCAAUCUUGUUCAAAUCACCACCACCACCAGGCUAUUUUCAUCUGCCACCGAUUGAGAAAGCAGCGUAUUUGUUUUACUUUAUGCUUUAUAACCGUUAUUUUACACCAGUUGAAGAGUUUCACAAUCGUUUCAACCGAGAAUUUUUCAAAUAUUCCUGCGAAGGAGAUUCAGCAGAAGUAGCAUUGUGGAAGGUUUGUUUUCUUCAUUCACUUUUUUACACGCAAAAGCAACUGUUUAGUGACGACAGAGAGACUCCGGAGAAGCCGCUUAAAUUUCGUGCAGCUCAUGCGUUUGCUAGAUUUGGAGUUGGUGGAAAAGUUGUUGUGGUUAACCCUGGAAGCUCUACAACAGUCGUGGAGCUUUGUGAUUUGAAAUCGUUUGUUACUGAUUCGGAAACAAAACGUAUCAUAGAAACAGUUGAAACGUUCCACGGUCCUUUGAUUCCGGGUGUAACUCCGCCGCAUUCAGUGGGUCUGUACAUUCAACGUCAAAUUGAUCACAUUUUGAAUUCUGACAUAUAUAAGGCUAAUCCGCAUGGCAGUGAUGCAAGUGAUUGUCUUCUUUUAUGGCAGCUCCUGAAAAUGGUUGUGCAGCAGCAAGGGCGUGUCACAGGCCCGGAUAUCGCUCGGUUACUAAUGUCAAGUUAUACUAGCACUCCGGAUUUUGGAACGAAUCGCUCAUCAGUUGGGCAUAAUACUGAAGAUUCGGCUUGCUUUCAAAGAUAUAUGGAAUUCCUUCUUGGAGGACAUGUUGAUGAAGCCAUUGAAACUGCUAUUAGGGAUGGAUUGAUUCUAGAUGCUAUGAUUCUCGCGAGAUGGGUGUGUCCACAAAAGCUGGAUAAAGUUGACUCAGCUUUUUUGGCUCAACGCUCAGAACAGAGUCCCGUCAUGACUCUCUUGAGCGUUGCGCACGGUCUUCCGGCUCCUAUUUUGUUAAAUCCACCUACUGAUGAUACUGGCAGUUGGAGAUCACAUGCCGCAAUAAUAUUGGCAAAUUUAGCUUCAGAAACUGCCUUUCAAAUGGUGUAUAACUUAGGCAAGGCUUUAGCUCGACGGGAGUACCAUGCGGCUGCAGAUUUUUGUUUCUUAGCCGUAUGUUUGUUGGCCGAUUACGAUCCUUUCCGGCCGGUCAUUCCAAGUGAUGAGGACGACGUUCAGAGUCGCCAGCACAUAACAUUGGUUCAUGCUAGCCUACCAGAUGAUGAGGCUGAAUCAGUGAAUUGUUCUUAUGGUUUUUCUACCAUCGACUUACACGCCACUGAAAUUUUUGAAUAUGGUUUACGACUUGCUUGUAAUGGUUAUCCAGUUCGUUUAACCAAUUCUUGCGAAUAUCAGAAAUACCGCUUCAAAUAUGCUCAGUUGUUGUCAGAAUAUGGAGGGUUCGCUUCAGACGCGUAUCGGUACUGCGUAGAAAUUGCUAAAGGAGUUGCAGAAAAGUGGUCCGAGUACGGUCGGGAUGAAAUGCUGCAGCUUUGUGAUCUCGCUGAUAGGCUGCAACAUGUAGCGUGUGCUAAUAGUAGUGAAGUUUCCUGGUUUUCUGAAGUACGCAAUUUUAUUGAACAGUCCAAUGUUACACCAUCGCCUCAAGAAACUAAAGAAAAGCAGGUUUAG